AUGGCGGCAUUACUUCCCGAUUUAAACAUUCGACAACGUCGGUGGCUAGAGUUGAUGACAGAUUAUGAUUUGGAGUUCAUAUAUCAUGAGGGACGAGCAAAUUUAGUAGCCGAUGCGUUGAGUAGGAAGUCCAAUUACUCGUUGUCCGCCUUGGACGGAGUUGAAGAGUUGCAUCGGGAUUUUGCGAGGUUGAACUUGGAAGUGGUGUGUAAGGGUGAAUUACAGGGAUGUCUGAAUGCUUUGUCUAUUCGACUUUCGUUCUUUGAAGAAAUUUUAAAUUCCCAAGAUAAAGACCCGAAACUAUUGAAGUUGAAGGAGCAAGCUCGGGAAGGAAAAGUGGAGGGAUUCUUUGUUCAUGAAGAUGGGAGCUUGAGGUUCAAUGGUCGCUGGUGUUUGCCGACAGGGGAAGAAUCUUUGAAGAAACGUAUCUUGGAUGAGGCCCAUUGUACAAAAUUUUCAGUCCAUCUAGGCGGUGACAAAAUGUAUCAAGACCUUAAGCUAAUGUUUUGGUGGUCUGGGAUGAAGAAGGAUAUUGCAGAUUAUGCCUCGCCCUGUUUGACUUGUCAAAAGGCGGUAAAUGAUGCAUUAUGGGUCAUAAGCCCGUUUUAUCCCUAUCAGUUGUCGUUGGGAGAUGGAACAGCAAUGGGCACUACGUUACUUUAUAGUACGUCUUCCCACCCGCAGACGGAUGGGCAGACGGAACGGAUAAAUCAGAUUCUAGAAGAUAUGUUGCGCGCUAUUGCCAUGGAAUGUCCGGUUUAUUGGGAUGAUUUCACCGAAGCGGUGACCUUGGGACCUUUGUUGUUAUUUCAGAUGACUGCAAAAGUGAAGUUGAUAAGGGAUCGUUUGAAAGCGGCACAGGAUCGUCAAAAGUCUUAUGCUAAUUUGAAGCGACGACCAGAAGAGUUCACCGUGGGCGAACGCCUUAAGCGAUAUCAUGCCGCAGCCUCUCAUGUCUUAGAUCCCGAACCUUUAGAUUUAGAUACAUCCUUGUCAUACUCUGAGAAACCGGUUAGAAUCUUGGAUACGAAGGAUUUUGUAAAUGUGACCUUGCAAGAGUUAUUUUGGUCAUGA
Amaranthus tricolor (Joseph's coat) is the source of this 1074-nucleotide messenger RNA. RefSeq lists its product as uncharacterized. NCBI's taxonomy places the organism in Eukaryota, Viridiplantae, Streptophyta, Magnoliopsida, Caryophyllales, Amaranthaceae. The transcript has 7 exons. Gene Ontology annotation, molecular function: nucleic acid binding. The record is from RefSeq and is a predicted model, not a curated record. The coding region runs from base 1 to 1074 and encodes 357 amino acids.